AUGGUCAUCGCCAACCGAACACCACUCAGAUAUCUCGUAGGGAAUUCGACAAUUAUCCAUCAGCUACAAGAUAACUACUGUCGAAUUAGCGAUAGUAACGAAAGCCCGGAUUUGGAAACACCAACCCUAACUACCCUAACCAGUGUGAUCGGCGAUAUAGUUGCAAAACUAGACGCAGUUAUACCGGCGGUUCAGAUCGCAUUGGACUUCAUAAGCCGAGGUGAGGAUUUGUCGGAGCUUGGGAUUGCACCGAUUGCGUCAUCGGGUCCGCAAGACCUUGCCUUGGUUUCGAAUUUGAGAGAUCAACUUCAAGAAUAUCUCUCAGUUGUCUCUGGUUUCCAAAAUACUAUGCUUAUUUCAAAAACAUGGUUCGACGAUAUGCCGGUCAUAGACAAACCCUUUACAACGCUCUCACAGAAUAUAUCGCCAUUUCUUUGUAUUAUAUGGAAGUGCAUCUCCUAUGACGUUCGUGGACAACCUAUUCCGUUUCCGGGAUCCAACCCGGCAGAUAUACUCGCCGCUUCAAACACCGUUGCAGUAACUGUAGACGUAGAUCCGGAGGGCAGAGAAGAAUUCACGAAGACUAUAGAUGGAUUUAGAAGGGUCCUAGAUAUUCAAAUCGAAAUGGAUAAGGCAAUCCUCGAGUGGUUUGCUGUUACCGUCGACAAUCGGAAUUACAAUUUCCAAAGUCUACUUCCUGGGUGGUGGAUUGAUAAUCAUGGUAGUACUAUCGAAUCUGUGAUCUCCAGGAUUGACAAUUGGGUUUACUGUUGGAAAAUUUGGGCCCCUCUUGAUAGCCUAAUCAGAGCUGCCAACUCUAUAAAAUCUUUGAGCAUUUUUCUUCCGAUCAGUGAGGGAUCUACUUUAGUUGCGCGGCCUGGAGAAGGCUGGCCUUGGGAAAAUUAA
This is a messenger RNA of Orbilia oligospora ATCC 24927, 906 nucleotides long. RefSeq lists its product as uncharacterized. Bases 1 to 906 code for a protein of 301 amino acids. Lineage: Eukaryota; Fungi; Ascomycota; Orbiliomycetes; Orbiliales; Orbiliaceae. The record is from RefSeq and is a predicted model, not a curated record. The transcript has a single exon.